Molecule: messenger RNA, 614 nt
Organism: Hylaeus anthracinus
Lineage: Eukaryota; Metazoa; Arthropoda; Insecta; Hymenoptera; Colletidae
Gene: IFT46
Product: intraflagellar transport protein 46 homolog
Exons: 1
Biological process (GO): cilium assembly; intraciliary transport
Cellular component (GO): intraciliary transport particle B; centrosome; motile cilium
Source: RefSeq, a predicted model, not a curated record
UAUUUUUCAAACAGGUACACGCCACAGAAGGUGGAGCUGAACUACAAGCUGAUACCGUUUAUCCCUGACUACAUCCCUGCGGUAGGCGACAUAGACGCCUUCAUAAAAAUUCCCAGGCCGGAUGGAGUGGAGGACAAAAUAGGAUUGACCGUUCUGGACGAACCGUGCACCAAUCAAUCGGACCCAGCCGUGUUGCAUCUCCAGUUACGCAGUCACAUGAGAAGUGCAGGUGCAGCCAGGCAAACGGUAGUGAAGCGAAUCGAGGACGCCGAGAAGAACGUAAAGUCCAUCGACAAGUGGAUCGACGACAUCAAUCAGCUUCACAGGAGCAAGCAUCCACCGGAUGUUCAUCUGACGAAACCUAUGCCCGAUAUCGACGCUUUGCUCCAACAGUGGCCAGCUGAGGUCGAAGAGAAACUGAACGAAAUGGACUUAGAUUUCGCGCAACUGGACUGCGAGCUACCGCAACUCGUCGACGUUGUUUGCAACCUCUUGGACAUUCCUGCCAAGGAGGGCUCGCGGUUGGAAGCGCUUCACACGCUCUUCACGCUUUACUUGGAAGUACGAAACGCUAGAGCUCACAAGUAUUGAAACACCAAAGAAAUGAAAUGAAU